AAAACCCCCCCUUUCUAUCUUUCUCUGUGUGGAUCACAAGAAAAACACACCUUCCACAAAACCCUGAAUUCAUAACCAACCAACUAACAAUUCCAAUUUUGAAAUUGAAGAAAAAAUGACGAUCGAGUAGUGACAAAAAAAAAAAGAAAAGAAAAAGUGAUGACGUGGAGGGAUGCAUACAGUGGGAUGUCCAGUGAUAAUAUUAAGGGUUUAGUAUUAGCAUUAUCUUCAAGUUUAUUCAUUGGUUCCAGUUUCAUUGUCAAGAAAAAAGGUCUCAAGAAAGCUGCUGUUUCUGGUCUUAGGGCUGGAAGUGGAGGAUAUUCAUACUUGUACGAGCCUCUAUGGUGGGUAGGCAUGAUAACAAUGGUUAUUGGAGAGGUUGCAAAUUUUGCAGCCUAUGCAUUUGCACCAGCUAUCCUCGUCACUCCACUUGGGGCACUCAGCAUUAUAAUCAGCGCGGUACUAGCUCAUAUCAUUUUACGUGAAAAAUUACAUAUUUUUGGAGUCCUUGGUUGUGCUCUAUGCGUUGUCGGUUCCACAACAAUCGUUUUACAUGCUCCCCAAGAACGCGCAAUUGAAUCGGUGGCAGAAGUAUGGGAUCUUGCUACAGCGCCAGCCUUCGUUCUGUACAGCGUACUGGUGUUAGUAGCUGUUUUUAUACUUGUCAUACAUUAUAUCCCAUUAUAUGGUCAGACACAUGUAAUGUGUUAUAUUGGAGUUUGUUCGCUAGUUGGGUCUUUGUCGGUCAUGAGCGUGAAAGGUCUUGGUAUUGCUUUGAAGCUUACUUUUUCAGGAAUGAAUCAGCUUGUGUAUCCUCAAACAUGGGCUUUUACCUUCUUUGUUAUGCUUUGUAUAAUGACACAAAUGAAUUAUCUGAACAAGGCUCUUGACACCUUCAACACAGCUGUUGUCUCUCCCAUAUACUAUGUUAUGUUCACAUCCCUCACUAUCUUGGCAAGUGUGAUCAUGUUUAAGGAUUGGGAUGGGCAAGAUCCUACACAGAUUAUAACAGAACUCUGUGGGUUUGUGACGAUCCUUUCGGGAACGUUUCUACUUCAUAAAACCAAAGACAUGGUUGAUGGCUCGGUGCGACUUCCCAAAUAUAUGGAUGAGGAAGAUGGUGUAUGUCAUGAAGGCAUCCCUCUGAGACGGCAUGAUUCUGCCAAUAUGAGGUUGCCAUAAUGUAUACUUGUUUUCAUUUUUUUAGUAGACCACACUAAUGUAACAUUGUAUCUUUACCCCUGUUUUUACUAGGUAGGGCAAUCGAAUUUGCAAACUUUUUUCUUGUAAGUUAAUCACAUCAGUUAUACAAAAUGCACAUCCUUUUUUCUUGAA
Messenger RNA from Erigeron canadensis, 1335 nucleotides. Its product is annotated as probable magnesium transporter NIPA3. The record is from RefSeq and is a predicted model, not a curated record. NCBI's taxonomy places the organism in Eukaryota, Viridiplantae, Streptophyta, Magnoliopsida, Asterales, Asteraceae. The transcript is spliced from 9 exons. Gene Ontology annotation, cellular component: membrane. Bases 160 to 1182 code for a protein of 340 amino acids. Gene Ontology annotation, molecular function: magnesium ion transmembrane transporter activity. Gene Ontology annotation, biological process: magnesium ion transport.